UCCAAAACCAAAACUAUAUCCUUCCCUUCCCUUCCCUGUCUACUCUCUCUAAGCAGCCUCCGCCUCUCUCUCUCUCUCUCUCUUUCUCCUUUUAAAGCACCUCAACCACAACCAUUAGCCUUCUCUCUAACGCUGCUCAAUUAUUCUCUGUAUCUCUCUUUCCACCUUUUACUUCCGUGUUCUUCAUUUCCUCUUCCGAGAAUCAUUUCUCCCUCAUUAAUCCACAAUUGCUUCGAAACCCAUCUUUUUUUAUUACCCAAUUCUCCGCUAAUGGCCAUGCCUGAGCCAUUAGAGACUCCUUCAUCGAGCCAUAAUCCGUUCUCUUCGUUAUUCUGGAACCAACAAGACAUGGAUGUUUCUCACUCCUCUUUUUCUGACCUUUUGGCUGGAGAUUUCAAUAUCGGAUCUCCAGAGAGGAGGAUUCCGGCAUCUUCUCGGCCAAUUCCGAGUGGAAGUUUUGCCGAGAGAUUCAUGGCAAGGAGAGAAGGUGGAAUUCCGAGGUUUAAAACAAAUCCGCCGCCGUCUUUGCCCCUUAGCAAUUCUUCUUCUCCUUCGCCUUCUCCAUCUCCUUCGUCUUAUCUUUCGAUACCAUCCGGUUUGAGCCCUGCUACGCUUUUGGAUUCCCCUGUUUUGCUCUCUGGCUCUAAUGUGUUGCAAUCUCCGACGACUGGUAGUUUUCCUGCUCAUUUGUACAAUUGGAAUGGAAAUUCAGUUUCUAAUUCUAAUGGAGCUUUUAGCAACAAACAGAAUGUCAAGCGAGAGGAAGGAAAUUACUCAGAUUUCACUUUUCAACCACAUACCAGACCAGCUACUAUGGAUCAGGGAAUGAAAUCAGAGUCACGACCAUGGAGCUACAGCCAACCAAACAAGGAAUCAGAGAGAACCCCAUUAAAGCCUGAAACUCUGGCUCCAAUUCAACAAAAUCACUCUCAAAUCCCAACUCUUGAACCCUCUGAAUUCCACUCCGACUCGAGCCAAGCUUUACAACAAGUUAUAAGAGACCACAGAAGGUCAGAUGAUGGUUACAAUUGGAGAAAAUAUGGCCAAAAACAAGUUAAAGGAAGUGAGAACCCAAGAAGCUACUACAAAUGCACCUAUCCAAAUUGCCCAACAAAGAAGAAGGUUGAAAGGUCCUUAGAUGGCCAAAUUACUGAGAUUGUUUACAAAGGAAGCCAUAACCAUCCAAAGCCUCAAUCUACAAGACGAAAUGGAUCGUUAUCUCAAACCACUGGUCCGACUAUUGGGGGUGCGCCAUCUAUGAAUAUAGAAGGUGGGUUAGUGAGAGAGAGCAAUGUGGCGAUGAUAAAAGGUGAGAUGUUAGAGCGAGAGAAAUCCUCAUCCAAUUCUGUUCUUACUGAACUCUCAGAUCCUUCUUUUGCGGGGCGUGGAACACCAGUGGAGUCGGGCACGCCGGAGAACUCUUCAAUUUCGGGUGGCGAUGAUGAGUUUGAAGGUGGGUCUCGAUUGAACCAAUCAAUUGGUGAUGAGAUGGAUGAUGAGGAGCCCGACGCCAAACGAUGGAGGAGAGAGAAUGAGUAUGAGGGUGUUUCGGCGCCCGGUAGUCGGACUGUGAGGGAGCCUCGGGUUGUCGUUCAAACAACAAGCGACAUCGAUAUUCUUGACGAUGGCUACAGGUGGAGAAAGUAUGGACAGAAGGUAGUGAAGGGGAAUCCAAAUCCAAGGAGCUACUACAAGUGCACCAAUGUGGGUUGCCCUGUAAGGAAACAUGUAGAGAGAGCUUCCCAUGACACGAGAGCUGUGAUCACAACUUAUGAAGGGAAACAUAAUCACGAUGUUCCGGCUGCUCGAGGAAGCAACAGUGUAGUCAAUAGGCCUUCAACAGGGAACGUUAUUCAACCCACCAUUAGGCCUUCAGCAACUUUUAGACCCAACAACUCAAUGCCAUCAAAUAAUAUGUAUGGCCAAGCUCCAUUCACUCUAGAGAUGUUACAAAACCAAGAAAAUCGAGGUUUUCCUUCGGGAUACGGAAGUUUGGCACCAUCUUCGUUCAUGGGGAGGAUUCAAGAGUUAGAGAGGGGAUUUCAGAAGGCUAAGGAGGAGCCCAAAGAGGAAUUGUACUUGGAUGAUGGCAUGUUGCGCUGAGAUUGGUUUCUAAUGACUGGGGGUUUUAUUAUCCUAUGUAAAUUGAUGUGCUUUAGGUGUAUAUUUUCAGGUGACAUGGCGGGGUAAUUCAAUUUUUUCAUUGCUUUUUUGCAUUAUGUUUUUGAGGCCUCUGCAGCUUGAAGAGAGGCCUGUAGUUUUAGGGCACAGGAAAGAAAGUCAUACAUUCCAGUUAAUCAUAAUAUAAUUCAUGCGUUUUCUUCUCA
Messenger RNA from Amborella trichopoda, 2327 nucleotides. Its product is annotated as putative WRKY transcription factor 26. Gene Ontology annotation, biological process: regulation of DNA-templated transcription. NCBI's taxonomy places the organism in Eukaryota, Viridiplantae, Streptophyta, Magnoliopsida, Amborellales, Amborellaceae. The record is from RefSeq and is a predicted model, not a curated record. Gene Ontology annotation, molecular function: DNA-binding transcription factor activity; sequence-specific DNA binding.